This is a messenger RNA of Sarcophilus harrisii (Tasmanian devil), 2435 nucleotides long. RefSeq names its product solute carrier family 25 member 22 (gene SLC25A22). NCBI's taxonomy places the organism in Eukaryota, Metazoa, Chordata, Mammalia, Dasyuromorphia, Dasyuridae. Gene Ontology annotation, biological process: aspartate transmembrane transport; L-glutamate transmembrane transport; malate-aspartate shuttle. Gene Ontology annotation, molecular function: L-glutamate transmembrane transporter activity; L-aspartate transmembrane transporter activity. Bases 67 to 849 code for a protein of 260 amino acids. The record is from RefSeq and is a predicted model, not a curated record. The transcript is spliced from 8 exons.
CUCCUGCUCCCCCUGCCCAGGUCAGACUGUCUCAUCAAGACCAUCCGCUCUGAGGGCUACUUCGGCAUGUACAGAGGCGCUGCUGUAAACCUGACCCUGGUCACCCCAGAGAAGGCCAUCAAGCUCGCAGCCAAUGACUUCUUCCGCCAUCACCUUUCCAAGGAUGGGCAGAAGCUGACCCUCCUGAAGGAGAUGCUGGCAGGCUGUGGGGCUGGCACCUGCCAAGUGAUCGUCACCACCCCCAUGGAGAUGCUCAAGAUCCAGUUGCAGGACGCGGGGCGCCUUGAGGCCCAGAAGAAGAUGCUGGAGACCCAGGCCCACCUCUCGGCCAAGGGGGGGGCUCAGUCUGUGCCGGGCUCCGCCACCCCUGGCCGUCCCACGGCCACCCAGCUGACCCGGGAACUGUUGAGAAGCAAGGGCAUUGCCGGGCUCUAUAAGGGGCUGGGAGCCACGCUGCUCAGGGAUGUUCCUUUCUCCAUUGUCUACUUCCCUCUUUUCGCCAACCUCAAUCAACUGGGCCACUCGGAAGCGGGGGAGAAGUCGCCCUUCUACGUGUCUUUCCUAGCGGGCUGUGUGGCGGGGAGCACGGCGGCCGUGGCCGUCAACCCCUGCGAUGUGGUCAAGACCCGCCUCCAGUCGCUGCAGCGCGGUGUGAAUGAGGACACCUACUCGGGCUUCCUGGACUGCGCCAGGAAGAUUCUGAGGCACGAAGGCCCGUUGGCUUUCCUCAAGGGCGCCUACUGCCGGGCCCUGGUCAUCGCGCCGCUCUUCGGCAUCGCCCAGGUGGUUUACUUUGUGGGCAUCGGCGAGGCCCUGCUGGGGCUGCUCCCGGGUCACCGUCGUGACUGAGCCCCGCCUGGUGCCCACCCUACCCCCCACCCACCACCCUCUGGGAGACCCCACCCUAGAGCAACAAGAGGAAGCCCGGAAGGAGAGCUUGGCGCUGGGGGCGGCUCCCACGAGUCCUCCACGCCAUGUGGCAGGGGGGAAAGUGGGGCACGGCCCCUCCCCCUCCUGCAGUGACUGGGAUCAAUUUUUUAUUUAUGUGGAAAAUGGAGACCAUUACAUUCCUUAGUUCCGGCCCCGACUUGGGCUGGGAAGGGACCCCCAAAGACCCGCUGGGUAUCCCUCCCCUCCCCCUCUCUGAGCUGGCCUCAGGCUGGGGGGCCCCGUUGGUCACUGCCCCAGGGCCUUCCUGGCAGGGUCCCGGGCAUGGGAACCUCUCCCUCUGGGGGGGGAGGGGGGGGCAGGCCGGACCCUGAGCAGGAUUAGCAUCAGCUGUGGGGCAGGCAGGCCCAGAUACCCCCCAGCCUCCGUCCAAGCCCUUGCCUCUAAUCUGCUGUCCCGGGGGGUGGGGGUCUGCUCCCUACCCCCCACCAAUCAGGGUCUCUAAAGGACUUUGCUGCUCCGAGGCCCCUGACUUGGCAGUCCCCAGGGACCCCCACCUAGGGACCCCCACCCAGGGGCCAGAUUCGCUUCCGAAGCUCCUUGCCCUCCUUUCUUCCUCUGGGAAGAGGCCUUCCUCUGGCCUCUUCUGCAGGAGAUUUUGACUGGGCGGGGCCUAUUUUCCCCUCCCGGCCUUGCUGUCCAUAAGGGGAGAUCUGGCUGAGAUCCUUGGGAGCUUCAGAGAGGGGGAGGGGCCCUCUGAGAGUGGGGCCUCCCAGAAUCCCACCCUGUGCUCCCAGAGGCUUGUGGGGAGGGGGUUCCCAAUGUCGUCUCUGUGUGCAGUUAAGUGCAGUGUCGUGUUAUGUCCGACUCGUGAGCGUGCCAGUGUGUGUGUAAGUGUGUGUCUUGGAGAAGGGGAGCAGUGCCCAAGACCCCCAGUGGCAGAGAAGGGGCUCCCGGCCCCUCAUCGGCCGCCUCCCCCCCCCCCAGCUGGGAACUGGAUCUUGGGGGGUGAGGGCGCCUGAAGGGUCAUCUCGAGCCCUGCCCCUUAGUCCCUGCUCCCUGUGGACUCCGCCUGGGGCCCGGGACCACCUGACCUCGUAGCCCUCCCCUUCCCUAGCCCUACCCCAGCUGGGGUCCGUAAGGGGGACUGGCCGCCUUGUUCUCCAGCAUCAGGAGUGGGGGCUUCUUGGGCAGCCCCGUCUCGGGGCCCUGACUAGGUAGACUUCAGAAGGUCCCCCCAAACUAAUCCAACUCGCUUAGUUUGCCCCCAAGUCCCAGGCCGAGUGCCGCGCUGCCCCUCGCCGCUUGCUGGGAGUUGGGGCCCCUCGGUGACACUAACUUUGGCCCGCCCGGUGCCCAGGAGGCCGGUCCUGAGGCCGACUGCCAGAGGGGGCCAUGCGGCCCCUCGAACCCCGGACAAACCUGUACUUUCCAAAGCUGCUGCUUACAGAAGUAUAUUUUUUUUCCUUCUGAACAAGAGUUUUAAAAAGUUGUAAUUUUUGUGUCUUGUCAUGUAAAAGAAUAAAGAAAUAAAUAUUCUAAAUAGA